AUGUCUUUAACUACUCAGCAACAUACCAAAGCGGACACUAAAAAUGGUUCAGACCUGAAGAAUUUGCCAGACCUCCACCUGAACUAUGGUGCUCCCGGAUCUACUUAUGGAAACUUUGACACUCAUUUUUUUGAUGGACAGGAUGAGAUCUCUCCCGAUGGAAUCUUAAGACUUAAAAAAUCUUAUAGAGACCAAUCCAAGUACGCUGAUUUUUUGCCAACAUGGAACCCAAAUGAGAAAUAUCCACCAUUGAAGUUUCACAAGUACAAUGAUGUAGCUUUAAGAGCUGAUCCCGAGUUUCCGAAUCUUUUCCCCAAAGGUCAUGAAAGCCAUUUCAAGACUAAAAAGAUCACUCCAAAACUGGGUACUGAGAUAGACGGUGUACAAUUGAGCGAAUUAUCUAGCGCAGGUAGGGAUGAACUGGCCUUGUUGGUAGCUCAACGUGGUGUCAUAGUGUUCAGAAACCAAAAUUUUGGUGACAAGGGCGCUGCUCAUGCGUCUGAAUUUGGAAGACACUUUGGAAGACCUCACAUUCAUCAGACUAGCGGUCAUCCAGAAAAGUAUUCGAAUCUACAUAUUACCUUCCGCAGACCUGACAGAGACGAGUUUUCGAGAGUUUUCAAGGAUUCACAUUCAUCCAUCGGCUGGCACACUGAUGUUUCUUACGAAUUGCAACCUCCAUCGUAUACAUUUUUCAAUGUCCUUGAAGGCCCAGACGGUGGCGGUGAUACUUUGUUCGCAGACACUAUCGAGGCCUUCGAUAGACUGUCGAAACCUUUCCAGGAUUUCUUGAGUACUUUACAUGUUAUUCACAGCUCUAAGGAACAAGCUCAGAAUUCCAAGAACCAGGGUGGAAUUCAAAGAAGAAAACCUGUUACCCAUAUUCACCCAUUGAUCAGAGUUCAUCCUGUUUUGAAAAAAAAGAGCUUGUACGUCAAUCGCGCUUUCUCCAGAAGGAUUGUAGAAUUGAAGAAGCCUGAGUCUGACGCUCUGCUGGAAUUUUUGUACAAAUUAGUCGAAGGUGCCCACGAUUUGCAAUUGCGGGCCAACUGGGAGCCAGGCACCACCGCUAUUUGGGAUAACCGUAGAGUUGUCCACUCGGCGGUGAUUGAUUGGGAAGAACCAGUUCAAAGACAUGCAUUCAGAAUUACUCCUCACGGUGAAAGACCUGUUGAGGACUUGAAGUAUCUGAACGAUGAAAAUUACUACCCAUCUUCCCAUACUCUAGACAUUUGA
Torulaspora delbrueckii is the source of this 1236-nucleotide messenger RNA. It is a transcript of the gene JLP1, whose product is annotated as sulfonate dioxygenase. The transcript has a single exon. Gene Ontology annotation, cellular component: cytoplasm. Lineage: Eukaryota; Fungi; Ascomycota; Saccharomycetes; Saccharomycetales; Saccharomycetaceae. The record is from RefSeq and is a predicted model, not a curated record. Bases 1 to 1236 code for a protein of 411 amino acids. Gene Ontology annotation, molecular function: sulfonate dioxygenase activity. Gene Ontology annotation, biological process: sulfur compound catabolic process.